AUGUUUAACUUCGGAACAAGCUCCUCUUCCACUUUGAAUGCCAACCAAGACACAAAGCAGCCGGGCAACUUAUCGUUUGGAAGCCUUAAUCUUUCAACCGGAGAUUCUCAAGGCUUCAAUGUAUUUUCAUCUUGCAUGCCCACGCUGGACAUGGUCUUUAAGCGGGACAACGUACAGCCUGCUAACAACCAACUAGUAGAUAGUAAUCUUAUGUUUGACUUUCGGCAACCUAAAGUCAAUAACCCUCCCAUUCAGCCUCCAGUGGCCACUUUGGCAAUGACUUCUGACUCAACUUGUCCAGCAACUCCAGAACCGCAGCCACCUUAUGCUUCAGAGCUGUCUUCGGACCCCGCAAGAUUAGCAGAAUAUAUAUCCAAGUACGCCCAGACCGUUGGUUCAUCCCUGUCCACCGCAGUCGUAAGGAAAGAAGUCUGCACUAAUCCCAUCAUUAAAAGGUUCUCUCAUUCAUUAGUAUCGUCAGAUAAUUCUCGCGUUUAUGGACUGCUUAAUACAUCCACAGGGGCAACUCUUCUUACCGUUGAUAUUGCACAUAGAAAUCAAGUAUCCAAACAGAGAUUAGACAUCACUGACUAUAUAACAGAACUUAUUGUAGACCCAUUCGAUAAUAAUCUGAUACUGUUUUCACAAUCUUCUAUGAUCGUGCAUCUUUUGAACCGCUCUACUGGAAAAGUUAUCAAUUCAUAUUCACACACGUUUUCUUAUUAUCCCUAUUUUUCUCAGCUUCAUAGAAAAACAUAUCUCUUUUUGCUGAUGCCGAAUGAAGCCAUAGCAGGAAUUGCUAUUUAUAUUUUAGAUUUAAAGACACAAAAUCUCCACCAAUGCCCUGUCCCCAUCUUCACCUUCGAGUUCCUAGACAAAGAAGUAUGUAGACUAGCUGAUAGUGAUACGUACUCCUUCUCCAGCACCGAUGUCACGCGAGCAUACAUCUGUCCCUUUGGAGCCUCAACAGAUUGCCUAAAUAUGUCCUCAUCAAAUCAGCUACCUCAGUCUCAGUCAUUUCUAUUCGAGGAAUCUGUCUUUUAUGUCGGUCUAGAACUUUUGCUUCCUUCAAAUGAAGUCGCGUUGGUUCACUCAAUGGUAGGCCCUAUUCUACUAGAACCGAUUAAGCAGCGUAUAGCCUCGCUAUCAAAGAUCAAGGCAAGCGACUCCAUCAAGAUGAUAUCUUCAGAUAACUUUUCCGUCGAUUUUUAUCUGGUUCAGCAGAUCCAGUCACUCGUCAUUUCCAGCGAAGAACCUAAGCACCUCAUCGGCAUCAUUCCAGUGGCUGUAUGCUCCUUAGAUGAUGACGUUUAUAGUCAUUUCUUUCUGUGCAUGAGCUGGGCAGGUAAGCAAACGUCGGCUUCUCUAUAUGAGCUUUGCGGGGCCGAAAACUUUUUGUAUGAAUGCAACAAUCCCAUCACAAUUUCACUCCAGGAUGCACUGUGUUCUUACAAAGACGAGGCCAUCUGCAUCCAUCGUGUGACCGCGUUCAGAAGCUCUUUCAAUACUAACGGAAUUGGCGCCAAAAUCCUUCUACUGGGUACUAAAACGAUUGAGGACACGCUGCACGAGUUCACUGUGACAGUUUUCAAUGUUGCGAGUGCCUCCUUGGAAGAAACUGCAGUUACCAUCCAGGGAGAUUUCCCCGUCCUGCUUGGGUAUGACCCUACCCAUCAUUUUAUUCUUUGUGCAUCGGGAACCCUUGCAUCGAUAUCUAUCUUACGCAUGACCUCUCAGCCUCCUGUUGCUUAUGAUCCUCUUGUGUUCAACCACUCUACCACUCAAAUGUCAACAUCGUUACCUCAACAGACCACGAACUGGCUGUCUCGACUCUCGGCUAACAAGCUCUUUGAAGAGUCCCUGGCAUAUCUUAAAAGUACCCCUGUCACCCAGAUAGACCCCGACACCUUGAACGCCAAAUUGACGUCCCUUAAUGAGGUUAUUAUUGCAGUACUUUCUCAUUCUUUUCCGGGAGAAUCGUCAUUGAUAAAAGCUCUCUUGAAAACAACCGAAAGUUUACUCGGACAGAUCUUCAAAAAUAACAAUCUUCUAUUGCAAGCAAUGCAACAGAUUGAUACGAACCUUGUGCAAUUAUCCUGUGAAUGCAUCUCUAACAGUAGCAGUAUAGUAACAAAGAGUACUAACGACGAUACCAUAAGCAGCUACCUCUAA
This is a messenger RNA of Giardia duodenalis, 2172 nucleotides long. RefSeq lists its product as uncharacterized. Bases 1 to 2172 code for a protein of 723 amino acids. The record is from RefSeq and is a predicted model, not a curated record. NCBI's taxonomy places the organism in Eukaryota, Fornicata, Diplomonadida, Hexamitidae. The transcript has a single exon.